CUCGCACCUCUGAUCCAAAAAUUCGCAGAUUGAAUUCCGUGUUCCCUCCGCAAGUCACUCACCUUCAACACACACAACAAGAUCAAGAUGGGUCGCGGUCCAAAGAAACAUCAGAAGCGUCUCAGCGCUCCCUCGCACUGGCUUUUGGACAAGCUCUCUGGUGCCUAUGCCCCCAAGGCAUCACCUGGUCCUCAUAAAACCCGCGACAGCCUGCCCCUGAUUGUCUUCAUCCGCAACCGUCUGAAGUAUGCGUUGAACGGCCGAGAGACGACUGCUAUCCUUGCGCAGCGCCUGAUCAAGGUCGACGGCAAAGUGCGAACUGAUCACACCUACCCUGCGGGUUUCCAAGAUGUCAUCUCGAUUGACAAGACUGGCGAACACUUCCGUCUGAUCUACGACACCAAGGGACGAUUCGCUGUCCACCGCAUCGAAGCCGCCGAGGCAGAGUACAAACUCGGCAAGGUCAAGAGAGUUCAAGUUGGCAAGGGUGGAAUCCCAUACUUGGUUACGCAUGAUGCUCGCACUAUCCGAUACCCCGACCCGGCCAUCAAGGUCAACGACACUGUCAAGAUCGACCUCGCUACCGGAAAAAUCACUGAUUUCAUCAAGUUCGACACCGGUGUGAUCGCCAUGGUUAUUGGUGGUCGUAACUUGGGUCGUGUUGGUGUCAUCACUCACCGAGAACGCCACGACGGUGGUUUCAACAUCGUCCACAUCAAGGACGCCAUCGACAACUCUUUCGCUACCCGUGAGAACAACGUCUUCAUCAUCGGCAAGGAGAAGCCAUGGGUCAGCCUGCCCAAGGGCAAGGGUGUCAAAUUGUCUAUCGCCGAAGAGAGAGAUCGUCGUCGUGCUGUUCAGCUUGCCGCCCACUCAUAAGCGUCUCGCCGUUCGGUCGGAUGAUAGUACACUUUUGAGGUUGACAAUGUAGCACGAGCUCGAGAUGAGAAAUAUCACAUGCAUCAAAAUGCAUGGUGCUCAACAGUUGAGCCCGAUUAUGCAGCUCGCAAUAGCUUACUCGCGGGAUCCAGCCAUGUAGGGCUACGGAACCAAUGAAAUACCCAUCAAUGCUCGGUCAAGUACCAGCUUGUGAAACACUAA
Messenger RNA from Exophiala mesophila, 1101 nucleotides. Its product is annotated as 40S ribosomal protein S4. Gene Ontology annotation, cellular component: ribosome; cytosolic small ribosomal subunit. The coding region runs from base 88 to 879 and encodes 263 amino acids. Gene Ontology annotation, molecular function: RNA binding; structural constituent of ribosome. The record is from RefSeq and is a predicted model, not a curated record. Gene Ontology annotation, biological process: translation. The transcript is spliced from 4 exons. NCBI's taxonomy places the organism in Eukaryota, Fungi, Ascomycota, Eurotiomycetes, Chaetothyriales, Herpotrichiellaceae.